Messenger RNA from Dermacentor andersoni, 1880 nucleotides. Lineage: Eukaryota; Metazoa; Arthropoda; Arachnida; Ixodida; Ixodidae. The record is from RefSeq and is a predicted model, not a curated record.
CAGCCAUGACUGAAGAAAGAAACGGUGCGCACACGCCUCCCUCGUUUGCCUUCAUCGAAGAAGCAACCCCGGGUACAAGCCGUGAAGGCGGUGAGGGUGCUUCAGGCACUUCCGACGAUUACACUACAUAUCUUCUGCUCUACCUGGAAGCACUGAGUCAAAGGCCAAUAUGUAUGCCUGAUCCUACGAUUUCUGACGGAUACAUCAAUGACGCGUGGGAGGCGUUGAACAGCCGGAACGAUGCCACUGACGUCAAAGAUGCCACUGACAUGGGAAGCACCAAUUACGCGCCUGCAAUAACCGCCGCCAGCACCGAUCACGCCAGGCCCAGUACGGGCCACGCUGGCAUCGAGAAAUUGUCGUCAACUACGAAAGACAUCGCUAGCAGUUCUGAUGACGCCUGGCGUUACCAGUGGAACACGCAGCACAGGCCAAUAACCGACACGACUUACAAACUGGACGGGCAUAUGUACAACACAGAAACCGGGAACACCUGUUUCGUACUUCCGGUCCACAGGAGCAGCGGCGGCGUCGAGAACGCUGGGGCCAGUACAAGCUACGCGCGCAUGGAGGAACCAUCGGACAUUUUUCGAAACGACGCUACGAAUGCUGCUGGAACCGGAGAAAGGGAACCGGAAGAUUGGUCCGGUGUCUGUGUCAGUGUUUCCAGCAGACAGGAUGCCUUACGUGGUCACGACCACGAACACACGGGCGAUAUAGCCCGAACUUGCAAAGCAAGUGAUUCUGUGAAUAAUCCGAAGUUCGCAAAAGAUUUCCGGAAGAGUACAGGCAAGAGCCACCAAUGUGAAACCUGUGGCAAAUCGUUUCGCCGUGCUGGUAACCUUACUGUACAUUGCCGCACGCACACAGGCGAGAAACCUUACAAAUGUGAAAUAUGUGAAAAAUCAUUUCGGCAGUAUAUUCAUCUACAACUCCAUGAGAGCACGCAUACACGCGAAAGACCCUACAUAUGCAAAAUCUGUGCUAAAUCCUUUCGGCGUUCGGAUCACCUAGAUAUCCAUAAACGCAUCCAUACAAGAGAGAAACACAAGUGUCAUAUAUGUGAUAAAUCGUUCAGGAAGUCUGCUCGUCUAGAUAACCAUAUGCGCAUGCAUACAGGAGAGAAACCCUACACUUGGAAAACAUGCGAUAAAUCACUCUCGCACUUAUCGAAUCUUCGUACACACCAGCUCACUCACACUGACGAGAAGCACCAUGUCUGUCAGAAGUGUACUAAAUCAUUCAAAACCAAGCAAAAACUCGCACGUCAUCUCAAGUCGCAUAGCAGGGACGGAGCUUUCAUUUGCGAAAUAUGUAAUCAUUCCUUUGUGAACAACUCAGUUCUCCGUCAUCACCACCAAAGCAUGCACGCGGACAAAACCCUGGCUGAGUCAUAUCGUCUCGGAGAGAAAGAUAACCUUGAUGGAUACCUGUGCCAGAAUAAUACGUGCCAAGUUAGAUUUCGAGACGAGGUUCAACUGAUUAUACACCUGGUGACGCAUAGGGGUGUGCAGCGGUAAUAUUCUGACUACUGCGCAAGUAAGAGGAAAGCCCUGCAAGGAAAAAAACUAUGACAUUCUUUCCCAGGAGUCAGCAGCUAACUAAACGCAUCCGGUGCAGAGGCCGGCUACUUUUGACUUUUAAAACGGCUUAGUAAAAUGCGUGAUGUCAAUGAUGCCAUCUGAUUUCUCGAAAUUAUUAGACAAGACGUCGUCGCCAGAAGUGUUUGGGGCGCUUUAAUGUCGAAGUACACUGCAGACCUUGGCCAGCGCUUACCGUUUGCAUAACUGCAUGUGUUGUUCGUGAACGCAGCUCUAACAAACCUAUUGCAAGACAAAACCUCAUGGGCUGCGAGUUCUGUUUUAUCAUUGACACCUCAU